AUGUGUCGUUUGGGCCAAGGCGACCAGCGACGAUGGGACUUGACGAGAGCACAGACAGUUGCCUACAAGAAAUCGUGGCAUCCUCAGGACAAGACCAGUCAAUCCAGUGCUGACGGUCAAGCCUAUGGUUGCAAGGAGCGUAGGAUGGCGAUGUUGCUUGUGCCACGUCGAGCAGACAGUCGAUUCUUGCGCAUCCCGUACGAGCGCAACGGGCCUUUUUGGGCCUUGCGGGAUGGCCGCGAAUUCUUGAAGCCGCAGAGGCGGGGCUUGGUCGCAGACCCCGCAGUGCCAGGUGAUACAUGGGCGCCCGGCAAGUACGUGGUCUUUGUGGAAGCCUUGUCGCAUUUCUACGGCGUGGAAGUAUUCGCGGAUGGCGAAACUCUGAUGUACACGUCUUGCAGGCGACACGAAGGGCAAGCAGUGGAUCCGGCACUCUUGAGCAGGCUGCGUGUGGAUGCAAGGUACAGAGUCGUACAUGACGAUGAAGGUAUGCGGGUGAGCACGCGUGGCAGCAGCAUUGCUGCAAGAGAAGAAAAGGCCAGGCCGUCGAGCACGCUCAAUCCCGCAGAAGAUCGGCGCGGAGGUGCUGACGACUCUGACGAGGAGCUGUCUGGCAUGUUCGAUGAAGUGAGCGUGGAGAUCUUUGAUGAGAUCGAGCGCUAUGGCAGGGACUCCAAGGGUGUCCCAGCUUUGCGGCUGCGGCCCUUCUUGGGCUACAGGGCGGCCUGUGCGAGCCUCUACCGCACGGUCACGAAUCACAUCCUUCCGCAGCAGGCAGGGAGCCCGGUCGAGUUGCAGAAGCGAACCCGAGAUGGCGAACAACGCCUGCGGUAUGUGCUCAAGAACGAUGUCCUGGACGCAAACGGCCAGGAGGAUGGCGAAGAAAAAGAAGCAGAGGUCUCUGAUGCAAGCAAGGCGCGGGCCUUGUUCGUGGUGCUGCGUCAGCUGGUUUCCAACACGGCCUGGGCCGUGGAGAGGUCGGCGAUCAAAGCCGAGGCAGGUGAGGGGGAGUGGAAGCAACGGACGCCGGACCUCGAGACCCCGGACUACGAGGUGCUGUACCGGGAUGCCCUGAAUGGCUACGAGGUCCGCGAGUAUGCGCCCUACGCGGUGGUGCGGACCGCGGGCCAAGGUGGCGAAGCGGCCAACAAUCGCUCCUUCUUCAUGCUGGCAGACUACAUCUUCGGCAAGAAGAACGAGAGGAACGAGAAGAUGGCCAUGACCACACCAGUUCAGAUGGACAAGAGCACCGGAACAAUGUCGUUCAUCAUGCCGAGCAAGUACUGGGGGGAGUCCCUCUCCGAAGCGCCUCUGCCCGCCGAAGAUGCCGGCGUGACUCUCCAGGAACGGCCCGGGGAGCGUGUGGCCGUGAGCAUCUUCGGUGGCUACGCCGUGGGUUCCCUAGUAGCGCGGAAGACAGAGGAGCUCUUGGCUUCCGUGGCGGAAAGCGAGGAGUGGGAGUUGGCUGAGAAUGCGACACGGCUGCUGCAGUACAAUGACCCCUUCACCGUUCCCUGGAAGCGUCGAAACGAAGUGAGCGUGCCAGUCCGACAGCGGGCCUAA
Symbiodinium sp. CCMP2592 is the source of this 1563-nucleotide messenger RNA. The record is from the annotation of a GenBank genome assembly. Lineage: Eukaryota; Dinophyceae; Suessiales; Symbiodiniaceae.